This is a messenger RNA of Closterium sp. Yama58-4, 990 nucleotides long. Lineage: Eukaryota; Viridiplantae; Streptophyta; Zygnematophyceae; Desmidiales; Closteriaceae. The record is from the annotation of a GenBank genome assembly.
AUGUCAUCGCAUAUUGUUGCUUUUUUAUGUCUUGUUUUUCUCUCCUUUUUCCUCACUCUCUCUUGCUCUUUUUUUUCUUUCCCCCCUCCCUCCUCCCUCCUCUUCUGUAAAUUCCACCUCUCUUGCGCAUUCCUCCAUCCUCCUCCUCCUCCUCUCUCUCUUUCUCUCUCUCUCUCCUCAUCUCCUCCUCUCUCUCUCCUCUCUCUCCUCUCUCCUCUCUCGCUCUCUCUCUCCCUCCCUCUCCCUCCCCUCCCUCCCUCUCCCUCCUCCCCUCCCUCCCUCCCUCCCCCUCCCUCCCCCUCCCCCCCCUUCCUUUUCCCCUCCCCCUCCCCCCCUCCCUCUCCCCCUCCCCCUCCCCCCCCUCUCUCCCCCUCCCUCUCCCCCUCCCCCUCCUCCCCCCUCUCCCCUCUCCCCCUCCCCUCCCCCCCUCCCCCUCUCUCCCUCUCUGCUCCCCUUCUCCCUCCCCCUCUCCCCCUCCCCCUCUCCCCCCCCCUCCCUCUCCCCUCCCCCCCUCCCCCCCUCCCCACCCUCACCCCCUCACUCCCUCAGCCCGUCCCCCCCUCCUCUCCCCCUCUCCCCCCUUGCCCCCCUCCCCCCCCCCCCUCCCCCCUCCCCCCCUGCCCGCUCCCCCCCUUCCUCCCCCCUCCCCACCUCCCCUUCUCUCCCUCUUCUUCUCCCUCUCCAACAUUUUUUACCUUUGCUGCUAUCCUGACUUGUCAUUCUUCUCCUCUCGCCUUGUUUUUUCCUUCUCUCCUUCCACCCCCUCUCUCCUUCCCUCUGAUGUAUCCCUUCACCUGUAUUUCUUUCUUGCCCCCCUUUUCCCUUUCCUCUCUAGAACCAUCGUUCUUCCACCUGUCGGAUCUCCUUCCCCCACCCCACUUGACCUCGUCAAUGAGCAGUUUGCAACAGCGACUGUUCCAAUGGUUGGAGCCUAGCAAUGGGAGUGAGAGUUGUGGCGAACAGGGUUCAUGGUUCAUGGAAUCCGAUUGA